AUGUCUGACCCUCCAAAGCAUGGCUGUAGACAUCUGAAAGGUUCCAAGAACCAGCCUGGUGUGAAAAAUGUUGGACAGCCCCACAAAAAUGGGCAACCAGCCCAUGCUAGGAACACAAAGGAUAAAGAUCCAUCUCAUGUUGCCUCAGUAGGGCCAAGUGCUCCUCUAGCACCAACUCCUAGCAGUCUUUGCACCUUGUUCUCCCAAAUGGUCCAUAUGAGUAUUGUGACUGUUGUCCCAUCUCCUAUCCAUGAGUCACUGGAAGAGCAACCUGCACUCCCAUCCAGCCCACUGCCACUGUCUUCCCUCGCUGCUAGCUUGCUUGAUGCACAAUCUGACCCAAUGGGCUGUUCCCUCUGCGCACAGCCAACCACACCUGAACCUCACCAACCAAUGCCAACCAACAGUGACUUGGAGUAUUGCACUAGCAUCAUAUCAUGCAGGGUAAUGGUGCAAAACCUGUAUGAGUCAGAUCUCAAGGCUAACAAUGUCCAUGAAGGAGAUGAGGAUAAGGAUGGGGAUAUGCUGGAGGAGUUCACCCUCACCUGUGAGGAUGUGGACCUUGAGGAUGAAGCAGAGAGUGCUAGUGACCAGCCCAUGACAGUUGAUGCAGAGCAUGAGAUCUCAAAUGGCCAGACAGCAUGUACACCCUACUCUGCCAGCAUGGCUGCCAAGUGA
This is a messenger RNA of Suillus fuscotomentosus, 678 nucleotides long. RefSeq lists its product as uncharacterized. The coding region runs from base 1 to 678 and encodes 225 amino acids. NCBI's taxonomy places the organism in Eukaryota, Fungi, Basidiomycota, Agaricomycetes, Boletales, Suillaceae. The transcript has 5 exons. The record is from RefSeq and is a predicted model, not a curated record.